CAUCCCGCGGCCAGCGCCAUCUUCUGAGCAACGUCGGACCUUUAACCUCGCUCCAACCACUUCCCUUCCUUUCGCUUCCUCCCUCCCUCCCUUCCACCUUGUUUUAGAGUGUUGCACCGGGCUUUCUGAGCCCUUUCUGCGCGACGCGCUAGCUGGCGACGACUUCAAUGGACGGCUUCAGCGAUCACGGCCUCUCGGAGGAUUCCUUUGGGCAGGCGAAGGGCGGUAUCUCGAGUUUUGAUGCUUUUCCCAAAACCAAGAAGACCUACCUCACUCAAGGUCGCAAUUCGUCCGCCUGGACGGUCACCCUCAUACUGACAUGCGUCUACCUCUCCUGGUCGGAGAUUGCGCGCUGGUUCGCGGGCUCCACGACGCAGACGUUCUCCGUCGAGAAAGGCGUCUCGCACGACCUCCAAAUCAACCUCGACAUUGUGGUCGCAAUGAACUGCGGAGACCUCCAUGUCAACAUGCAGGACGCCGCUGGUGAUCGAACACUCGCCGGAGAGUUGCUACGAAAGGACCCGACGAGCUGGAGUCAGUGGGGAAAGGGCAAGGGUAUUCACAAGCUGGGCGAGGGCGAUGAUGGAUUGCCGGGAUGGGAGGAGCUGUGGGACGUCCAUGACCAGCUCGGCGCAGCGAAGAAGAAGAAGAAGUUCCCCAAGACCCCGAAGCUGCGAGGUACGCAGGAUUCGUGUCGUAUCUAUGGAAGUCUGGACGGAAACAAGGUGCAGGGUGAUUUCCACAUCACCGCGCGUGGCCAUGGAUACAUGGAGUUUGGCGAACAUCUUGACCACACCACGUUCAACUUCUCCCACCAGAUCAACGAGCUCUCCUUCGGCCCCUACUACCCCAACCUGCAGAAUCCUCUCGACAGCACCGUCGCAACGACCCCGGACAAUUUCUACAAGUUCCAAUACUACCUCUCCAUCGUCCCGACGAUCUACACCGACGACGCCUCCCUGCUCCCUCUCCUCGAGUCCGUGAACCGCAACUCGAAGCACCCGGCCAAGAACGUCUUCCACUCUUCGCAUGCGAUCAAGACCAACCAAUACGCCGCUACGUCGCAGUCGCACCCGGUCGGCGAGAACUACGUCCCAGGAAUCUUCGUAAAGUUCGACAUCGAACCCGUCAUGCUCACCAUCGCCGAGGAAUGGGGCGGCUUCUUUGCCCUCUGCGUCAGGCUCGUCAACGUCAUCAGCGGUGUCAUGGUCGCUGGAGGAUGGGCGUGGCAGAUGUUCGAGUGGGCGAUGGAGGUCUACGGCAGGAGGAACAGGAACAGAGGAAAUAGCCAGGGCAUGUUGGGAGGUUACGCUUCCAAGGAGAAGAUGAGCUUCGAUUAGAGAGGCAGAUUGGAUAUAAGAGUCCAGAUCCAAUUUAGGUUUGGGUUGGUGUAUGCUUGUUUUUAUUUGGCGAAGUGUUUUGGGAGACCAGAUGACAGCAUCGGCGAGGCGUUUCAAUCAUCUUAUGGGUCAGUCAAUGUCAUGAAGGGCGGAGGAAAGAAGGGAGGUCUUUUCAUGGGCUCCAUGUGUGAAUAGGGAAUUGGAUGACGAUUUAUUUGUCUAUAUGAUAGAUCGGGUACUAAACAAACCAAAAAAAGAGAAAUUAAGAAAUUACAUAUCUAAACCAAGUACAUGUCAG
Molecule: messenger RNA, 1638 nt
Organism: Aaosphaeria arxii CBS 175.79
Lineage: Eukaryota; Fungi; Ascomycota; Dothideomycetes; Pleosporales
Product: DUF1692-domain-containing protein
Exons: 3
Coding region: 168-1340 (390 amino acids)
Biological process (GO): retrograde vesicle-mediated transport, Golgi to endoplasmic reticulum; endoplasmic reticulum to Golgi vesicle-mediated transport
Cellular component (GO): Golgi membrane; COPII-coated ER to Golgi transport vesicle; endoplasmic reticulum membrane
Source: RefSeq, a predicted model, not a curated record